Messenger RNA from Ochotona princeps (American pika), 1731 nucleotides. RefSeq names its product isocitrate dehydrogenase (NAD(+)) 3 catalytic subunit alpha (gene IDH3A). The record is from RefSeq and is a predicted model, not a curated record. The coding region runs from base 45 to 1193 and encodes 382 amino acids. Gene Ontology annotation, cellular component: mitochondrion. Lineage: Eukaryota; Metazoa; Chordata; Mammalia; Lagomorpha; Ochotonidae. Gene Ontology annotation, molecular function: NAD binding; magnesium ion binding; isocitrate dehydrogenase (NAD+) activity. Gene Ontology annotation, biological process: isocitrate metabolic process; tricarboxylic acid cycle. The transcript has 11 exons.
GGGCGGGGCUUCCAGGAGGCGGGGCCUCUGCGCGGGCGGCGCGCAUGCGCCCUGCUGUCGCUUCUGUCGCUGCGGUGAGCGGAGGGGACGCGAUGGCGGGGCCCGCGUGGAUCUCCAAGGUCUCUCGGCUGCUGGGGGCAUUCCACAACCCAAAACAGGUGACCCGAGGUUUUGCUGGUGGUGUUCAGACAGUGACUUUAAUUCCAGGAGAUGGCAUUGGCCCCGAGAUCUCAGCCGCAGUGAUGAAGAUUUUCGACGCGGCCAAAGCCCCGAUUCAGUGGGAGGAGCGGAAUGUCACUGCCAUCCAAGGACCAGGAGGAAAGUGGAUGAUCCCUCCGGAGGCCAAGGAGUCCAUGGAUAAGAACAAGAUGGGCUUGAAAGGCCCUCUGAAGACUCCAAUAGCAGCUGGUCACCCCUCCAUGAACCUGCUGCUCCGGAAGACAUUUGAUCUUUACGCCAACGUGCGGCCGUGCGUCUCCAUCGAAGGCUACAAGACCCCUUACACCGAUGUGAACAUUGUCACCAUCCGCGAGAACACCGAGGGAGAGUAUAGCGGGAUCGAGCAUGUGAUUGUGGAUGGAGUGGUGCAGAGCAUCAAACUUAUCACCGAGGAGGCAAGCAAACGCAUCGCCGAGUUCGCCUUUGAGUACGCCCGCAACAAUCACCGCAGCAAUGUCACGGCCGUGCACAAGGCCAACAUCAUGCGGAUGUCAGAUGGCCUUUUCCUGCAAAAAUGCAGGGAGGUGGCCGAGAACUGUAAAGACAUUAAGUUCAAUGAGAUGUACCUGGACACAGUGUGUCUGAACAUGGUACAAGACCCGUCCCAGUUUGACGUCCUGGUCAUGCCGAAUUUGUACGGAGAUAUCCUUAGCGACCUGUGUGCAGGCUUGAUCGGUGGUCUUGGCGUGACGCCAAGCGGCAACAUUGGAGCCAAUGGGGUUGCCAUCUUUGAGUCGGUUCACGGGACAGCCCCAGACAUUGCAGGCAAGGACAUGGCCAACCCCACGGCCCUGCUGCUGAGCGCCGUGAUGAUGCUGCGCCAUAUGGGGCUCUUUGACCAUGCCACGAGGAUUGAGGCUGCUUGCUUUGCCACAAUUAAGGAUGGAAAGAGCCUAACAAAAGACCUGGGCGGGAACGCCAAAUGCUCAGACUUCACGGAGGAGAUCUGCCGCCGAGUGAAGGACCUGGAUUAGCCCGCAGUGGUCGCAGGCCCUGGGCAUCGGGUCCGCCUCCCUGGCGACAGUGCAGCCCCAGUCCUUUUAACCUCCGGACAGGAGGUGAUGUCACUGGGCCUGCCCAGGGCCCUUCUCCAGGCGCUUGUCUUAUUUAUUCAACGUCCAUCUGGUGACCAUUUUUCGGGAAAAGCUCUUAGGAGGACUGCACCGUCUGCUGUCUGCUGUCGGUGACCAUUUUACACUCUGUCCGCACAGCUUCUCAGCCGUAUAUCCCAGGGUCCAGGAUGAACAAGAGCAAACAUCUCGCUUUUUUAUUAAAGAAAAACCCUGGUUUCCUUGACUUGUGAAAACCAGAAUGGAAAUAAAAGGGAAUAUUGGCUUAAUAGCACAACAUGAUAUUCUUUUUAAAAAAAAGGAAAAAAAAAAAAGCUAAGUGGGCCUGCUUGAGGCCUCCCGCUUGAGUUCCCGCCCCAGGCAGUUGGCUUGCUUCAGUGACACAGAGAAAUAGAUUUGAGCUUUGCGUGGAUGUCCAAGCAGGAAUUAAGAGCUGCAGGCC